AUGAUAAGGCUGAAUAUAUUAUUAUUCACCAUCUCAACCUUCAUUUCAGUAACUUUGGCAAGCAUUUUACCAAUAACAGCAUCAAACUCUUCUCUCUUAUGGGGAACAUAUCGACCUAAUCUUUAUUUUGGUACAAGACCGCGUUUACCCGAAUCAGUCAUGACGGGUCUCAUGUGGUUUGAUGCAGCCAAUAUUCAAGGAAUCCAACGCAUAAGGCACGCCUGUGACCAAGGGGAUGGUAUCGCAGGAUACGGAUAUCAUAAGCAUGAUGGAAGAGGAUUUGCUUCUCAAGUGAUUAAUGAUACACCAAGUAAUAUAAGAAUUCAUACUGAGUUUAUCAAAGUUCCCGGAGGAAAUAAUGGUGGGGAUUGGGGCGUGCGUAUUAGAGGAAUACCCAUUAAUGAUCAGGUUCCUUCCAUCACAUCUGUCUUAUUUUAUGUCGGAAUUGAAGGACAAGGCGGAGUAGACCUUAUGAGCAAGCUGUCAAAGAAGGGCCUUGAGUCACCUAUCAGACUUGAAGGUGAUACUCCUGAGCUUGGAGAUUUUGAAAUACAAAUUGUAGAUGGCCCUUUGAACACAUACCCGGGUCAAGGUAUUCAGCAGGAUCUUGCUCGCACUCAAUGGUCUGGUAAAGAAGUGCCUACAGGAAAGGUCUGGAGAGCAAAAGAUAUUAUCUCUGAAGAACUGGUCAUGAAUGCUCAACAAAAAGUACAAAAUGAGGGUAUUCCACAAGAGGAAAUAUAUACACAACCAUACAAGCUCUUUACCUUGAGCAACCGCUUAAUUGAAGAAGAGGGUGAAGUAGCCAACUUUUAUACAUUUCAGAAGAUCUUUCAGGGUGAAUUUCAGUUUGAUGUUUUAUUCCAUUCGUUUAGCUCUGAAAAGCCUUUGACGAGUGAAAAGCUUGGAACAGCACUUGUUAACAAAGAGGAGGAAUUUAAUGCUAGAUUUGAAGCAACCUUCCACCUGAAAGAGAAGGGAUUCUCAAAUAACAAGGUGGAAUUUGCUCAAUAUCUAUUGAGUAAUCUUUUAGGAGGCAUAGGCUAUUUUCAUGGAUCUUCUGUUGUUGAUCGAUCACACCCUCCUAUGCUGGAUGAAGAAGAUUUCAAGGGAGAGCCUGUUAGACCUGAACUAACUAAACCUCAAACACUCUUUACAGCUACACCUAGUCGACCUUUCUUCCCUCGUGGAUUCUAUUGGGACGAAGGAUUCCAUCAACUCUUAAUUGGUGAAUGGGAUAAUGAUCUUAGCCUGGAUAUUAUCAAGCAUUGGGUGUCCUUGAUUGACGAAAAUGGAUGGGUAGCCCGUGAGCAGAUCCUUGGGGAGGAAGCACGUAGCAAAGUCCCAGCAGAGUUCCAAACUCAAUUCCCUCAUUAUGCUAAUCCUCCUACACUAUAUCUCGCUAUAAAGCAUUUCAUUGAUCGUUUGGAAGCACAUCAGCAACAAAAGCUACUAGAAAAUAUGGUAGACAGUCAAUUAAAAAUGGGAACACUAGACGAAUCCUCUGUCUUGCGAAACUUGCACCUCGAUCAAUCAGAGUUAGCAAGUCAUUGGCUUAAAGCCAUUUAUCCAAAGCUUCGUCAAAACUGGCUUUGGUUCCGUUCAACUCAACGCGGUCACUUGAAGAAAUUUGGACGCGAGGCAUCCAAUGAUGAAGCCUAUCGUUGGAGAGGACGUACGCCAAACCAUACACUUACAUCUGGCCUUGAUGACUAUCCUCGAGGCGAUCCUAGUGUGGGUGAACUCCAUCUUGACCUUCAUUCCUGGAUGGCUUUCUGUACCGGUUUAUUAAAGGAGAUUGCUCACAAAUUGGGCCCUGAAUACGACAAAGACAUGAACGAGUAUAUUCAAAUACAACAGGAUAUAUUGACAAAUCUUGAUGAUUUACAUUGGAAUGAAGAAAAGCAAAUGUACUGUGACCAAGCACUAGAUGAGGCACAGUCUCCUAUUCAUGUAUGCCACAAAGGCUAUCUUUCUUUAUUCCCAAUGGCCUUGGGUCUUUUGCCUGCUGAUUCACCAAAAUUGGGCGCUAUUCUAGACAUGAUACAAGAUGAACAAGAGCUCUGGUCGUCUUACGGUCUACGUUCACUAUCCGCAUCAGACCCUUUCUUUGGUACAGGAGAGAAUUACUGGAGAGGACCUGUUUGGUUAAAUAUCAACUAUUUGACAUUACAGAGUUUAUAUAAGAAUUAUAUGCAUACACCCGGUCCCUUCCAAGCUCGCGCACAAACAAUCUAUACCCAACUAAGAGAAAUCAUAAUUCGUAACGUGUACAAGGAGUACAAGAAAACAGGCUAUGUUUGGGAACAGUACUCUCAGGAUGAUGGACAUGGUAUGCGUAGUCAUCCAUUUACAGGAUGGACCAGUCUAGUCUUGUUGAUUAUGGCAGAAAAAUAUUAG
Messenger RNA from Rhizopus microsporus ATCC 52813, 2400 nucleotides. RefSeq names its product glycoside hydrolase family 63 protein. The record is from RefSeq and is a predicted model, not a curated record. Gene Ontology annotation, biological process: oligosaccharide metabolic process; protein N-linked glycosylation. Bases 1 to 2400 code for a protein of 799 amino acids. Gene Ontology annotation, cellular component: endoplasmic reticulum membrane. The transcript is spliced from 9 exons. Lineage: Eukaryota; Fungi; Mucoromycota; Mucoromycetes; Mucorales; Rhizopodaceae. Gene Ontology annotation, molecular function: Glc3Man9GlcNAc2 oligosaccharide glucosidase activity.